UUUUGUCUUCAGAUCAUCUCGAAAUCACUUUCAACAACUUCGCAUAAUCCAUCACAUCUCUAGACACGUUCAAUUCGUCGCUUACAGUACUCCCCAUUCAAGAUGAUUUCUGCUCUCCUCAAAGCCGUGGUCCUCUUCAACCUUGUUUUCAUGAUAGCGGCCUUCAAACUUUCUGAACGAAACAAGCUCUACCCUGUGAUGAACACAUCCAGCAAGGCGGUCUUGGCGAAAGAUAGCUUGGCGAUAGAGGCACGUAGUGCUACCUGUUGUCCUAAAGGCGACCCGCGAGGAAUGCCAACAAGAGCCGAUGCCUUAGCCGCAAUGGAUUGGCUCACCAAACCAGGACUAAACUGCGGAAUCAGUCGCGGAGAAACCAGAGUUGGCUGUCUCAACAGUGCUGCGAUUAUCGUUACGAACCCAGGUGCAAAUACUCUCAAUAUCCCCUGCGGAGUGAUCUCUUCGGUCGUCAGCGAUCUUGCGACUCAGUGUGCGUCGACGCUUGGGGAGGAUACAAUCUGUGGAGUAAGUCAUCAGGCUUAUGACGGUAAUAGUUUUGUGGUCGUAGUCAUUACGGAUCCAAAACCAUGUUAGACUUCGGAAGGAGUAUUUUCAACGAUUAUCGAACGUGGCAGGAUUUCAGGCGGGCUUGACGGUUCCAUAUGUUGUUGAGCGGAAUAGGAGUGGAGGUCAUUUUUGACUUCUUGUCUUAGUUGUCUGGGUUUUUGUUUUAAUAUUUCCAGU
Molecule: messenger RNA, 741 nt
Organism: Mollisia scopiformis
Lineage: Eukaryota; Fungi; Ascomycota; Leotiomycetes; Helotiales; Mollisiaceae
Exons: 4
Coding region: 103-591 (162 amino acids)
Source: RefSeq, a predicted model, not a curated record